Messenger RNA from Colossoma macropomum (tambaqui), 5108 nucleotides. RefSeq names its product plakophilin 3b (gene pkp3b). NCBI's taxonomy places the organism in Eukaryota, Metazoa, Chordata, Actinopteri, Characiformes, Serrasalmidae. Gene Ontology annotation, biological process: cell-cell adhesion; cell-cell junction assembly. The record is from RefSeq and is a predicted model, not a curated record. Gene Ontology annotation, cellular component: nucleus; cytoplasm; plasma membrane. Gene Ontology annotation, molecular function: cadherin binding.
UGUCUCUGUGCUGUUGAUGGCAAUAACCAGAGCUGCAGACGUGAACGAGGAGCUCGCUGCUUUCAGCUCGAGUUUGUUUCAGUGUAGCUUUAUUAAGUUAGCCCAGUUUUUCUUUGCUGCUCGUUUUUCUUACCGACGAAAACAGUUUUUGCUCAACGGACUCGUUUUUUGAGGUGUUUUUCCUUUUGUUGCUGAGGAGUAUUUUGGACCCGCUCAUUGCUGGAGUGUAGCGAGUUUCACCAGUUAAACGAUGAGCGCCACUGAGGGCCUCUUUUUCUCCGCCUUACAGCCCCCCACGUCGGUCACCACUUACGCAGUGCCGUCCGACCAGCAGCUCGGCGCGGAUCAGCUGACCAGAGCCAGGCGGGUUCAGCAGCAGGUCCAGCAGCGGUUGGCCGAAAAGGCUGCGUCCAUACCGCGCCUAGCUGGAGCUCAGUCCCCCAGCACAGAAUAUGAUGGCUCGCCCACGAUGAGAUACCAGAGCCCAGGCACUGGAUUCACCUCCAAGUCGCUCAUGUACAAUGGCAGCAGAGUAAUAAAUCCACGGCUGUCACAGUAUGCUGGAGGAUUCAGCUCCCGCUCAGCUGUGGAGGUGGGCACACAGCGCAGCAGGAUCAGCCACGGUGUCCCCAUGCCUGCUGUUGUGGGCCGCCCAUAUGCAUUCUACGAUGACACAUAUGUUGGUGGCCAUUACGCAGGCCAGACGCACACUGGUGAGUCCAGGGAGAUCAUCAGGGCGGAGCAAGAAGCAGCAUUACUAGGCCUUCAAUCACUGCCACGACAGCCCUCUCCUAUGGCCAACUGGAUGACUCAGGAGGGUAUGGCCUCCACAGAGCAUCAGUCUUACUAUGGCCACAGCACUUUGCCCAGUGCGUCUCCAAUGAUACGCACUCUUAGCGGUACGCUAGCACGGGAGGGGAUCAACAGGGGGAGGGAGGCGGAGCUUGCUCAGCAGUAUUCCUUUAAAGGCCCCGCCCAUCGUACCAUCACCCGUAUGAACAACCGGCAGCUGCAGAACCAGAGGCUGAACAACAGCUCCAUGCAGUGGCAGCAAGUGCCCUCUGGCGGCAGCAGUGCGAUGGCCGGAGGGCACUACCAGAGCACCAUGAGGCGAGCCGGAUCUGUGCAUAGCCUAAAGAGUGUGGGUCGAGGGGUGGACGUGUGCGACGCAGGAGCUGAUGGAACGGGCAGUGACAUUCAUGGAGGAAUCCAUAGCCUGGACAUGCCAACUGCAGUGAGCUAUCUCAGCUCCUCAGAUGUUUCCAUGCAAAUGUUGGGAGCAGCCUACAUCCAGCAUCAGUGUUACCAUAGCGUCGAGGCCAAAGACCUGGUACGUACACUGAAGGGUAUCCCUGCGCUGGUGCAGCUGUUCAGCAGUGAAAACCAGGAAGUGCAGCGUUAUGCAACGGGAGCCACACGCAACCUCAUCUACGAGAACAUGGAAAACAAGACAGCACUUAUCGAAGCAGGCGGCAUCACCAAACUGGUCAGCGCAUUGAAAGAGCCAGACGAUGAACUCCGCAAGAACGUUACAGGCAUUCUGUGGAACUUGUCAUCUAAGGACAGUUUGAAGGAGCGGUUGGCGAGAGAGAGUUUAGUGGAACUGACUGAGAGAGUGCUGAUUCCUUUGUCUGGAGGAGGAGAUUCUGGAGUUAUCCAGCAGAGCCCAUCAGAAGCGGAUAUAUUCUACAACACUACAGGCUGCCUCAGAAACUUGAGCUCAGUGAAUGGAAGGACCAGACAGCAGAUGAGGGAGAUUCGUGGGCUGGUGGACUCUCUGGUGGGGUACAUCCAGAACUCUCUGCAGGAAGGCAAACCUGAAGACAAGGGUGUAGAAAACUGUGUUUGUGUGUUGAGGAACCUGUCCUACCAGCUGUACACUGAGAUCCCCCCAUCAGUGCAGCUACGCUUGGAGGGCCCUACUCGAGCUCAGGCCACACGCCAUAGUGACGCCAUCGGUUGCUUCACUCUACAGGGGAAGAAGACAAAGGAUCAGAGGAACCAGGAGCUGUCUACAUUUACCGAGGUGGCGCGAGUGCCGAAGGGGGCAGAGUGGCUGUGGCAUCCUCACAUUGUGGGCCUGUACAAUCGCAUACUGCAAAACUGCGAUACAAACACCGCCACCCGCGAGGCUGCGGCCGGGGCUUUACAGAACAUAACAGCAGGGGAAGGCCGGUGGGCUUCCGUAUUGAGUCGUGUUGCACUAGAGCAGGAGCGGAUGCUGCCUGUGGUUUUGGACCAUUUGAGGACCCCCACCGACGCGGAGCUGCGCUCUCUCACCGGCCUGUUGAGGAACCUAUCCCGCCACACCAAGAACAAGGCUGAUAUGGCUACCAAAGUGGUGAAUAUCCUAGUGACCAGGCUGCCUAGUGACGGGCUUCAAAAAGAGCCCUCUACUGACAUAGUGGUCAACAUCUGUGGUGUUCUCAACAACCUGGUCAUCGCGAGCUCGCUGGCUGCAAGAGACAUCACCUUCUUUGAUGGAUUGCCAAAGCUGGUUGGAAUCAAGACAUCACAUGACAAUAGUCCAGCGAAGCUGAAAGCGGCUAAGGCGGCGUCUACGGUGCUGGGCAACAUGUUUCAGUACAGCAAGCUCCACAAAGACUACAAGCAGAAAGGGUUCACGAGGCGAGACUUCACCGACACAGCUAUUUGAGACAUCUCAUCUCAUUAGAAGAACGAAAAGGAAAAGAAACUUAACAUGAACAACCCAGCAAUCCACUUGAGUUCAGUGAAAUGAGGAACAUCCCGACGACUCGGAAGGAAUGAAGGCUGAAGGGGGCUGACUUGAGUGCUUUUGGUUUCAGCCACUUUUCUAAAUUUGAUUGCUGUGGAUUUCUAGGAAGACGGCUUUUUUUUUCAUGGGAGUGCAACUGGAUGGAUAUUUUGGAUCAGCGCCAUCUCAAAUAGGGAAUUAUGUGCCUUAGCUCAAGUGAUAGGACAGCGCAAACUGUUAACGGUCAUAAAUGCUUUUACUGACUCAAGUUAAACACACCCAUCCAUCACUACAUUGCAGCAUGGCAAUGCCACAAAUAGAAGAUGUCAUGUUGCACAAGUUUAAAUCAAUAGACCUAAAUGAAGGUGUGUAUGAAUGCAUGUACAGUACUGUGCAAAAACCAUUCAUUUACUUAAAAUGAUGCCUACUAAAUAUAAGUUGUUCAUUUUUCAGGAGACAUUUCUGUAAGAUAUAAGAUAAUGCACUUGCAUAAAGAAGGGUAGAAGUCAAAGCAAAAUAAGUGUAAAAAGCAGGAGUUUGCUCCUGGAUGGAGUUAAAAGAUACAGAGAAAAUGGGACUCCUAACAACCAUGCAAGGCCUGGUAGACCACCAAAACCACCAUCAGAUAAACAGCACUUAAAGCUUUUAUUUUUGAGAGAAAAUCAAGCUCCACUCUCUCUUGGUUCGUACCUGAAAAAAAACAGGUGUUUCUGUUCAUCCUUCCACUGUAAGAAGACAACUCAAAACUAUGAGUCUGAAAGGAUGUGUAGCUGUCAGGAAGCUGUUACUGAGAAAAGGAAAUAGAUGAAAAAGAACAAAGAAGCUGCAGAUAUUCUCAUAACAGUGCACUGACCACCCCAGGUCUCAGCAUUGUAUUAUGACCAGUGCUGCAAUUGCGGUAAACAAUUGUUUUCUAUGAAACAAGUCUGACUUCUUGGCCAAGAAUACCAGCAUAUUCACUUGGUCACAUAAUUUUUGACCUUUUCUGGCGAGUGUGCCAGACUGCCAGUUAGUAUUGGUUUUACACGGGUGUUUAGUUGCUUCUGAUUAGUCCAAAUCAUCUACAGGCAGCUUACAAGCUCAGUGUUAUUAGGUUGAAUUUUCCCCACUUAAAACUUAAGACAACAUUGUUGAGAAUGUAACAUAUAAUAAAAAUUGCACUUGUCGUGAUUUGAAAAUUGAACUCUUUCAAAAUUCAGCUCAUCCUCCACAACAUUGAAUGUGUUUGGAGUUAGUUAAAUGAGCCGCAGUUAUCUUCUAUAACUGAACUUUAAAGGUGUGAAAAAAUACCCUUGCAGAUUUUUUCAUGAAAAGAAUAGAAGCUAUAAUAAAGGCAAAGGGUGGACACUGCAUAAUUUGGUAAUGUAGUUAGUUGUUGAGGCCUCUGUGUCGUUUUCUGUUAAAUAUGUUUUCUGAUUCUUUUCCUGACUCUGAAAAAUGAAUAACUUAAUGAUGGAUUUGACUGAAGGUGGUCUCUAAUUUUUUGCACAGUGCUGUUUAGUAUGGUUUAGUCUCCCAGAGAAGGAAGACAUGCAACAAAAUGUUAAAGCCCCUUACUGUGUCCCACCAUUUAUUCAACAAACUCGGGUUCCACCGUAUUUUGAAAAAUGGCUUUUAUAGAGUUGAAUAAUAUUUAAAAGAUCAUUGCUUUGAGGCACAUUUCUGCUAAAACGGAGUCUGGAAGUGAGGAUUUGUAUAAGAAACAUGUAAGAUAUGUAUUUUUAUAUUUGUUUCUUACACUGUCUCCAAGAAGUCGUGUGUUUUAUGUCUGGGAUUGAAUCCCAUUUGUGCAGAUGUACCGACUAUGAUUUUAUGCCCUGAAGCUAUGUUGAAGUUGGGGAGAAAUUGGAUGGUACGCUUGCAGUCUCUCUCUCCCCUUUGUGGAGUGACGUCCUGUAGGGCACUCACCUAGUCACGCGGUUAGGAUUUUCUUCCAGUCGUGUUGGGGAGCUUGGCAAUGUGUGACUAGCGUUUAAAAAAAGAUCUGGUGCCCUUUACCCUCCUAGUACAGUCCUGCACUGAGGGGAGAGACAUUGUGAAUCAACACAACUAAAUAGAAGACAAAAUGAAGCUUAUUUACUUUUAAUGCUUGAUCCAUGAGCUUUGCUUUUCAUGUAACAUCCUGCGGGCUUUUGUGGUUGUUACAUAUUAAUCAAAGACAUUUUGAGUGUAAAACACUUUUUUUUUGUUAUAAAAGACAUUUUUUUUUUUUCCCAGAUUACAAUAACUUCCGCUACUAUAGCAUAGCAUUAGCAUCUGUAGCAGAACAGAUUGACUGAUGUGAAGAAGUAUUUUCAGACUGGAGAGGUUCUGUGGCUUGAAUAACACACAGACUAAAAUCAAGCAAUAUUAUUCAUUGAAACAAAUAAAUGAAAAAGUAUUUUGCAUCACA